Chaetura pelagica (chimney swift) is the source of this 1507-nucleotide messenger RNA. RefSeq names its product cytochrome b-c1 complex subunit 2, mitochondrial. The transcript is spliced from 14 exons. The record is from RefSeq and is a predicted model, not a curated record. Gene Ontology annotation, molecular function: metal ion binding; metalloendopeptidase activity. The coding region runs from base 1 to 1347 and encodes 448 amino acids. Gene Ontology annotation, cellular component: mitochondrion. Gene Ontology annotation, biological process: proteolysis. NCBI's taxonomy places the organism in Eukaryota, Metazoa, Chordata, Aves, Apodiformes, Apodidae.
AUGUCAUUGAAGAGACUUUACUCACUGAAAGUAGCUCCUAAAGUCAGAACCUCAGCAGCUGCAGACCGAGUGAAAUUAUCUCCAGAGUCUGAGGAUCUUGAGAUUACAAAGUUGCCAAAUGGCUUAAUUAUUGCAUCUCUGGAAAAUUUUUCUCCUGCUUCAAGAAUUGGUGUGUUUAUUAAAGCAGGCAGCAGAUAUGAAACUGCCACUAACUUGGGAACUGCUCACUUGCUUCGCCUUGCAUCUACUUUGACUACUAAAGGAGCAUCUUCUUUCCGUAUUACUCGUGGCAUUGAAGCUGUUGGGGGUAGCCUAAGUGUAUACUCAACAAGAGAGAAAAUGACUUAUUCUGUUGAAUGCCUGCGUGACUACGUUGACACAGUAAUGGAGUACCUUCUUAAUGUCACCACAGCACCAGAGUUCAGGCCAUGGGAAGUAACUGAUCUUCAGCCACAACUAAAAGUUGACAAAGCAAUUGCAUUUCAGAAUCCUCAAGUUGGAGUGCUGGAAAACUUGCAUGCUGCAGCUUAUAAGAAUGCUUUGGCAAACUCCUUGUAUUGUCCAGAUUACAAAGUUGGAAAAAUUACUUCUGAGCAGCUUCACCAUUUUGUACAAAACAAUUUCACCAGUUCGAGAAUGGCUCUUGUAGGAAUCGGUGUAAAGCACUCUGACUUAAAGCAAGUUGCAGAGCACUUCCUAAAUAUCCGCAGUGGAGCUGGUAUUUCCAGUGCCAAGGCUGUCUAUCGAGGGGGAGAAAUCAGAGAACAGAACGGUGAUAGCCUCGUCCAUGCUGCUAUUGUAACAGAAGGAGCUGCUGUUGGGAGUGCAGAAGCAAAUGCGUUCAGUGUUCUUCAGCAUGUUUUAGGUGCUGGACCCCUCAUCAAGAGGGGAAGCAAUGCCACCAGCAAACUGUUCCAGGGUAUUGCUAAAGCAACUACCCAGCCAUUUGAUGCUUCUGCAUUUAAUGUUAAUUACUCUGAUUCUGGGCUCUUUGGGGUUUACACCAUAUCCCAGGCUUCAAAUGCUGGGGAGGUCAUUAAAGCUGCUUUGAACCAGAUGAAGUCAGUUGCUCAGGGCGGUGUCACUGAUGACGAUGUCACAAAGGCAAAAAAUCAGCUGAAAGCCACAUAUUUGAUGUCAGUGGAGACUGCAGAAGGGUUACUGAAUGAAAUUGGCUCCGAGUCAUUGGUUUCUGGCACACACUCAUCACCAUCUGCUGUUGCUCAAAAAAUCGACUCUGUAACUACUGCUGAUGUUGUGAAUGCUGCAAAGAAGUUUGUCAGUGGGAAGAAAUCAAUGGCAGCUAGUGGAGAUUUGGGAAAUACUCCUUUUCUUGAUGAAUUGUAAAACAAAACUGGGAUGCAGAUUCAAGAUGGACCUGAGCUCUAAGUCACCUGUGUUCAAAAUAAAUUGCUACUAACUUGUUAUUUAUGAAUUCAGUUCUUUCAGAAAAUCAAUCUGGAGUAAUUGCGAGCUUGCACUCAUCAAAUAAAAUGCUGAGUUCAUA